AUGGAGAGCACCCCUGAAAUAGAGAGGGCUUCUGGAGAAAGGACAGAGCCCCAGAGCCCGCUGCCUCUGGAGACUGACCCCCAGCAGGAGCCAGGACAGCAGACCUCUGCGGAUGCUGAGAGGGUGUGGGAACUGCGGUGGUUGGAACUAGGCUCUGAGAUGGCCCUGGAAGCUGAGAAGGAUGGGAUCCGUGCCCCGCAGGGCUGGAGUCGCCUGUUCCAGGCCGUGUGGCAGGGCCAAGCGGGCCUGGUGACGCAGUUGCUGCGGCAGGGAGCCAGAGUGGAUGAGAGGGACAGCGCCGGCCGCAGCCCGCUCCACCUGGCAGUGCUGCGCGGCCACGCGCCCCUAGUGCGCCUCCUACUGAGGCGCGGGGCCCCCGCGGGCGUCCAGGACCUAGCGGGGCGCACGCCGCUGCACGAGGCCGCCUGGCCCGGGCACUCGCGACUGGCGGAGCUGCUGCUGCGUCGCGGUGCCACUGCGGCAGCUCGCUGCGGGGCGGGCCUUACGCCACUGCACUGGGCCGCCGCGCUGGGCCGCCCACUGCUAGCCGGCCGUCUGCUGGGCGCGUCAAGCCCGGGCUCCGCGGCGUUGGUGGCCGCGGCGGACGCGCAUGGCUGGACGGCGGCGCACUGGGCGGCGGCAGGAGGCCAGCUACCGGUGCUCGAAUUGCUGCUGGCGGCGGACAGCGCGGGCCGGGACGGCGCACUGCACGUGGCUGCCGCGGCUGGACAAGGAGCUGCGCUGCGCCUCCUCCUGGCGCGCGGGACGCCAGUGGAUGCCCGGGAUGGCGCAGGAGCCACCGCGCUCAGCAUCGCGGCUGCCCUGGGCAACCCGCAGGAGGUUGAAGUGCUGCUUAGCCAUGGGGCAGACCCUAGCCUUCGGGACAGGCAUGGCCGCUCUGCACUCCAUAGGGCUGCUGCCGCUGGCCAUUUGGCCGUGGUCCAGCUACUGGUAGCCCACAGCGCGGAGUUGGACGCUCAGGACUCACUGAGCUUCACUCCCCUGCACCACGCGGCUCGGGGAGGCCACAUGGAGGUCGUCAGCCAUCUACUGGACAAGGGUGCACAGAUCAAUGCUGCAGGCUGGCUCCAAAAGACACCCCUGCACUUCUCUGUGGAGUCACACCAUGGUCCCACCACAGAGCUUUUGCUGAGCCGAGGGGCCAGCCCUGCCCUGGUGAAACAGUGGGGUGAGGUGGGCCAAGAAGUGGUGUCUAAGGGGAGUCCUUGCUAG
Molecule: messenger RNA, 1233 nt
Organism: Chrysochloris asiatica (Cape golden mole)
Lineage: Eukaryota; Metazoa; Chordata; Mammalia; Afrosoricida; Chrysochloridae
Gene: ANKRD65
Product: ankyrin repeat domain 65
Exons: 4
Coding region: 1-1233 (410 amino acids)
Molecular function (GO): protein binding
Source: RefSeq, a predicted model, not a curated record